AUUUAUUUACCAAAAUGGCGACCAAACAAUUGAUUUUGCUGUAAAAUAAUAAUAAUAAUACUAAGUAAAAUAGACAUUAAUAGAUCUAGAUCUAGAUCUAUUUAUUAUUAUAUUAUAAUAUGCUUGGUAUUUUAACAUUAGGAUGUCUAAGAAGUACAGUCGCAGUUUGUUGCGCAUUUCUGUGGCACAGAUUUGCCAAAAUUUAGGCUGGCAUUCUGCUCAAAGCUCAUCCUUGGAAGUACUGACUGAUGUUUUGGAGAGAUACCUUUUGCAGCUCGGUGGGACAUGCCACAGAUAUGCUGAACAAUUUGGCCGCACACAAGCAAAUCUGGAUGACCUUGGCCUGACUUUUGGACACCUGGGUAUCAAUGUUUGUGAGCUGGAAGAUUAUGUGAAACAUGUUGACCCUGUGCCAUUUGCCCAUCAAGUGGUUUCUUUUCCUGCGCCCAAGUCAGGCAGCCUGGGUUUCCCAAACCCACGCAGUCGUGAGGUGCUACAACACAGGGAGGAGCAUAUACCUCAUCACUUACCUUAUAUGUUUCCUCACAUGAAAGAUGAAAUCCCAGAAGAAAAGACGAGCCCACCUGAUGAUGGUGUCAAGCCAGAUCCAACAGAGGAUGCUAGUGCUGGAGACAAGCGCCUUGCAGUCUCAGCUGCUGAACUACCAGCCAGCAAAAGACCAAGGCUUGGAAAUUGUAACCUCCCUGAAGAGGCAGGCCACUCCCAGUAUGAAAUGACGUGUGUCUUCAUGGGACCAAAUGGUGUCUUGACAACCCGCCAGGGGGUCCAGGGUCGUCAACCUGAACCCUGCAUGCCUCCCCCCAACCCUAGAACUCUGCUGGAAGCAGCCAACAAAGAGAACUCUGCCAAGUUGAGAGAUGCUGCAACUGGUCUGGGAGCUGGUGAUGGUCCAGCUUCUGGCAAACUGCUGGAGAAAAGCAAAAAGUCUCUCCACAAGAAAAUGGAGCAGCGACCAGAAGGAAAAGAUUAUUCCAAGAAGUCUGCAAGCAGCAAAGCAGCUGCAAAGUUCCUUAAAAAGUUAAAGUCUUCUAAAAAGUCAGCCAAAUUAUUUAAAAAGUCAAAGCAUAAAGAAGACAAUGCUAUCGAUGGAGGUAAAGAGAAAAAAUCCAAAGAAGAAAAGAGAGCAGAUAAAGGUAAAGAGAAAAGCUACCGUAAGGAAGGAGAAGACAAACAAGCACCUACAAGCAAACAUGAGCCGUUGAAAAAAAAAAAGGAGAAAAAAUCAACAGCUCUGAUUGAUUCUGAUGAAGAACUGCGUAAUCUCUCUUCUCCUUCUCCGAGUUCUUCCCCAGAUCAUUUUAUCAUCGCUGAUGGAGAAGUGGGUGAGAAAAAAGCCAUGGAUUCCAUCAAUGAUAGUAUUAAUACUGUUCUAAGGAAUGAACCAGAUGGAAAAAGUCAAAAGAAAAAAAAGAAAAGUAGUAAGAAUAAAGAAUCAGAUAGGGUAGGCAAUCAUAGCAAAACACAUGAACAGCAACUGAAAAGAAAACCAGGUCGACCCCCCAAACUUCAGAAAACCCCUGAAACAGGUCGACCCCCCAAACUUGAGAAAACAGCUGAAGUAGCCCCACCCCCCCUGGACAUGAAACCAUUUGUCUCAGAUAAGUACUCAUCUGCUGAGCUACAGGUGUAUGAGUUCAGUGACAGUCCACCAGACCCCCACCUUAAGCCCAGGCGACCCAGCGCCACUGACUUGCCUCCACCUGCUGCACCUAAAGUUGAGCCACCAGCAGCACCCAGAGUUCACAAGCCACACAAGAGGCUUCAACCAGAAGAUGAACUCUUUGCUCCUGAGAUCAAGUUUGAGUCCCGCCCUGAGCCAGCUGAUAACAAGCCACUCAAGUCAGAUGGGGUCAAGCCCAAGUUGAAAGAAGAGAGGAAGGCGGGCACCAGGGAUGAGAAGCUGGGUCCACACAAGACCUCAAGAGAUGCUCACAAGCAAAAGGAAAGAGACCAUAAAAAAGAUAGAAAAGAGAAAAGGAAAGAUAAAGAAAAGAAGAAGAAACACAAAGAUAGAGAUAAGGCAAAAGAAGUGGUGAAAAAACAUGAGGAUAAAGUGAAAGAGAAAUCUAGGGAAUCAUCUCCAGCUAUUGGACCAGGUGUCAAGCUCAAGAUCAAAAUUGGGGGCAUUGGGACUUCCAUGAUGGUCACAGGAGACAGCUCUGCAUUGUCGCCUCAUUCUGGCUCCAAGAGAGAAUCCAUGUCCCCCCCACGAGUGGUCCCCAAAUUACUGAUAACUAAACAAGCAAGUAGUGCCAAAUCAGGUCCUAGCAAGUCCAGAUCUACCUCACCCAGCAAGCCUUCACCCAGAUCCACUACACCAAACUCCCGCAACACCCCUACACCCCCUCCUGUUGCUCGCAAUACCUCAACACCUCCUCCCAUCCCUCGUCACAUUGAUACUACCCCAGCGCCAUCUAAAGCUAGCACAUCCGCCGCCCCUGAAAGAAAGCCCCCAAUCAAAAGUGUGAAAAAGGAAAGGAAGAAAAUGAGGAAAGAAUCUUUGUCUUCACUUUCACCCGACUCUUCUCCGUCCCCACCUGCUAAACGCCAGCCAGCAGCUAAACUUGAGCCAUCUUCACCAGCGCUCGCACCAUCCUCUCAUACAUCCUCACCCACCCCACCACCGCGGCGGAAAGUCACCCCUCCUCCGUCUUUAUCUCCUGCCAUGUUUGGCCGUGGCUGUCAUCGCUCCCCCUCCCCCACCAAGCCACCUACACCUGGUUCAACAUCUCCUGCCCAUUCACCCGAGUGGAACCUCCCUCUCUCCCCUGCACACCACCGCUCUCCCACUCCCACCCCCAGGACACCAACAGCCUCCCCUUUACCCUCCCCCUCUCACUCCUCCCCUCCUGGAAGCCCACCAGCCAGCCCCACACCAGGGUCUAAAGCCAAUCUGUCGCCUGCGUCUUCUGGAGGAAAAUCCUGCACAUCGCUCUCCAAACCUGCGCGCACUGUUGAGGCUGAGACAGUUUGUGUUUUUAUAGAUGAUUCAGGCCAGAAAGUUUGGAUCUGUCCAGCUUGCAAACUUCCAGAUGAUGGGACAGAAAUGAUUGGCUGUGACAUGUGUGAUAACUGGUAUCAUUGGCCGUGUGUUGGAAUCAAAGCAGAGCCCCCAGAGAGCCAAGACUGGUACUGUGAGAAAUGUUUACCUAAAACUAAACUCUCCUCCAGAGGAAGGGGAAGACCAAGGGGGCGUGGUAGAGGAAGGGGAAAGAAAAAACUGACUUGAGCUUCUUGCUCUUUACAAUUCUCAGAACAGCCAAUGGACAUUUUUUUCAUCUGAAAACUCUUGACAUUUUUAAAGAAACGAAAUCAUUUUAAAAAUCUUUGAAAAAUGUGUUCUCAAUUGUUAUUGUCUCUGUACAGUCCCAUCAGUAAGUUUGGUGUUUGCAUCAAAAUACCAUUACAUUUCAUUUUGACUGAAAGAAAACAUGAUUUACCUUGUGCUUUGUCAUUAACAAUUGAGCCUAAGAUAUAGAGCACCAAAUCACUUUUAAUUGACAAUUGAGCCUAAGAUAUAGAGCACCAAAUCAAUGUUAAUCCUGACCCAACAAACCUUUGUUGGUGCUUAUUGAUAUACAUCCCUACAAGCACCUUACUUAUUUAUGUACAGUAAGGCUAAGUAAGUACUAUUCAAACCUAUAAACUAAAGCUAUUAUUAGACCAUGAAGUAAACCUAACUAGUUUUGUGCUAUUCAAGAAAUUAGUUUUAAAAAUUGCAGCAGAUUUAAUUUUAAUUCUUUGGUUUUCUUUCACAUUCCUAAAACUUCUUCCAGCAAUUUUCAAAUGUUUAAGGUGGUCAGCUUGCCACUUUUUUGUGAACCAAACUAGUCAGACUGCUGACACACCUGACCUGUCAGACUGCUGACACACCUGACCUGUCAGACUGCUGACACACCUGACCUGUCAGACUGCUGACACACCUGACCUGUCAGACUGCUGACACACCUGACCUGUCAGACUGCUGACACACCUGACCUGUCAGAGACUGCACCUGGUCUGAUGCCCUGAAAAUGGUGCCCUCUGACCUGGCUCUUCUGUCCUUACAAAUCACACUGUCCAGUAGUGGCUGGCCUGGCUCUUCUGUUCUUACAAAUCACACUGUCCAGUAGUGGGUGGUCUGGCUCUUCUGUCCUUACAAAUCACACUGUCCAGUAGUGGCUGGCCUGGCUACAUACAGUCCCAUAUGAAAUUAUUGCUAAUUAGUACAAAUGACAGAUGGGCAUACGUUUAAAAAAACGUUUAAAAAACAUAGAUACAUUAAUAAAUUUGGUUUCUCUCAAUUCAUCAUCUUUUCUGUUUGUGCCUAGACAUGGGGCAGAUGAAGUAGACUUGAUCUGUUUCAACAACCUUGGCCUAAGUUUCCAUGAGUCGGGUAACCAUCCUUAAUCCUAGUUGGGUGUAUCCCACAGACUUGAACCCAGGAUUCAACUCUAUAGCUUAGCGUAAUAAAGUCUACCUUCCAACUAUGCCAUCCCUAGUACAAUUUAAAUAUCCUAGAACCCUAUGUAUGUAUUUAUAUUUGUGCUUAUAUAUAUAUAUAUAUAUAUAUAUAUAUAUAUAUAUAUAUAUAUAUAUAUAUAUAUAUAUAUACACACACACACACUAGGCUUACUGCUUUGCUUAGGGCCGCUUAGCAGUGUUUCUU
Messenger RNA from Physella acuta, 4669 nucleotides. Its product is annotated as transcription initiation factor TFIID subunit 3. Gene Ontology annotation, biological process: positive regulation of transcription by RNA polymerase II. Lineage: Eukaryota; Metazoa; Mollusca; Gastropoda; Physidae. The record is from RefSeq and is a predicted model, not a curated record. Gene Ontology annotation, molecular function: transcription factor binding; p53 binding; protein heterodimerization activity. Gene Ontology annotation, cellular component: transcription factor TFIID complex.